GAAGCAACACCACGCACCACGCAAUAUUUUGUCGGAUGUUCACCACGAUGAAACACUCUAUGGUGGCAGAUUAGGGCCUUCUGAGUUGCGAUGACGUAAAUCGCGUUGCAGUCAGGGUUGCAGUGCACCCCACCUUUCCGAUGGCGCAACAAGCCAUGUCGACUACUUGCUUCACUCUUCUCCGAACCUGCACCUUUCUCGAUUCUCUACCUACCCUUAUAGUCUACCCAAGGUCCUAAAAAGCAUACAAUCUGCACAACUACAGUUUUACUCCAAGCCUUACUUCCAGUUCCUACUACCAGCUAUUCUCCUACUCUCCACGCGGCUACAAAGCAUUGCAACAAUGGCAAAGUUGGAUCUCACAAUCCCGAAGCUAAAGCUCAACGAUGGUACCUCCAUUCCAAUGUUAGGCUAUGGAACGGGCACUGCCUGGUAUAAGACUGGCGAGGAGAGCAAGAUCGAUCAAGCCAUUAUCGACGCUGUGAAGACAGCGAUUAAGCUAGGUUAUACCCACCUAGACGGUGCAGAGAUGUACAAAACCGAGUCCGAGCUUGGAACAGCCAUCAAAGAGAGCGGCGUCCCACGGGAGACGUUGUUUGUGACUACGAAAGUGGAUAAGCCGAACAUCCACGACAUUCAGGGUGCGAUCAAGACGAGUCUGAAGAAAUUGCAGCUGGACUAUGUUGACUUGUAUCUCAUACAUCAACCGUGGUUCGGCUCAGAUGCCGACAUUCAAAAGGCCUGGGCGGACAUGGAGGCAGUACAGAAAUCCGGCCUCGCAAAGAGUAUCGGAGUCUCCAACUAUCUCCCCAGCCAUCUUACCGCACUUCUCAAAACCGCGAAAGUGGUUCCAUCUGUAAACCAAAUCGAAUUCCAUCCCUACCUACAACGCGUCGAGCUCCUGGACUUCCACAAACAGCAUGGUAUAGCUACCACAGCGUUCGCACCUCUCACUGCGGCUACCAAGGCAAAGCCUGGACCUUUGGAUGACUACGUGGGCCGACUGACGAAGAAGUAUGCAGUCAGUGAGAACGAGAUCUAUUUGAGAUGGUGUAUCGAUCAAGACAUUGUGCCCAUCACCACGAGCUCAAAAGAGCAAAGGCUGAGUGAUUAUCUGAGAGCGGCGACGUUCAAGUUGACUCCUGCGGAGAUUAAGGAGAUCAAUGAGAUUGGGCAGCAAAAACACUUUAGAGGCUUCUGGCAGAAGCUUUUCGACGAGAAGGAUCGGUCAUAGAUAAAGCCUUCGCAAGGCGAGAGGGGAACAUGCAUUGGAGGGUGAAGAGUAGGCAAUACGUCCGCAAAUCCCUGUGUCUCUUGAAGGAAUAAUGGAACCGCUCAGGCGGCUAUUCGAUGAUAAUACUGCAAUACUAUAUACAAUCAAAUUCAUAUGACCAUGCCAGUUUACUGUAUCAA
Molecule: messenger RNA, 1413 nt
Organism: Cucurbitaria berberidis CBS 394.84
Lineage: Eukaryota; Fungi; Ascomycota; Dothideomycetes; Pleosporales; Cucurbitariaceae
Product: aldo-keto reductase family 1 member C13
Exons: 3
Coding region: 344-1234 (296 amino acids)
Molecular function (GO): oxidoreductase activity, acting on NAD(P)H as acceptor
Source: RefSeq, a predicted model, not a curated record